This is a messenger RNA of Rosa rugosa (rugosa rose), 1474 nucleotides long. RefSeq names its product diacylglycerol O-acyltransferase 2D. The transcript has 10 exons. Lineage: Eukaryota; Viridiplantae; Streptophyta; Magnoliopsida; Rosales; Rosaceae. The coding region runs from base 192 to 1172 and encodes 326 amino acids. Gene Ontology annotation, cellular component: endoplasmic reticulum membrane. The record is from RefSeq and is a predicted model, not a curated record. Gene Ontology annotation, molecular function: diacylglycerol O-acyltransferase activity. Gene Ontology annotation, biological process: triglyceride biosynthetic process.
UCUAUGCUUAUUUCUUGGAAAAUUCUAUCAUGUAGUAGUCUCUAUCAAUCAUCUCACCUAUUAUUUAAUGACGCCAAUGUGGGUGAUUCGUGUUUAACCCAGAAGCACCCAGAAGAUGCCCGAACGGUGACACCAAUGCUUAUUAAUGCAGACAAGACCAAAAGCUAGCGGAGAAACCCAGAACCCAGAAAAUGGUGGAGAUGAAGCAGGAAGAAGACAAGGAGGGAAUGACGAUAAUCAAAGGAAAAGAAGCUAUCGGAUUGAGAAUCGUGAACAUGUUUGUGGCGAUGGGUUUGUGGCUUGGAGCUAUUCAUUUCAACGUGGCUUUGAUUCUCUUCACUGUUUGCUUCCUUCCUAUUUCCAAGGCCAUAUUGGUAUUUGGGUUGCUUGUGUUGUUUAUGAUAAUCCCAGUUGAUGAUAAGAGCAAAAUAGGAAGAAAAGUGGCCAGGUACAUAUGUAAGUAUGCCUGUGGCUAUUUUCCAGUGACUUUGUAUGUAGAGGAAAAACACGUCUUUGAUCCUAAUUGCUCUUAUGUCUUUGGGUAUGAACCACAUUCAGUUUUGCCAAUUGGUGUAGUUGCACUGGCUGACAUGACUGGGUUCUUGGGUCUCCCUAAGAUGAAGGUCCUUGCGAGUACCGCUGUGUUCUAUACACCAUUCCUAAGGCAUAUAUGGACAUGGUUGGGUCUUACACCAGCCACAAAGAGUAAUUUUAUCUCCAACUUGGCCGCUGGUUAUAGUUGUGUCAUUGUGCCUGGUGGAGUGCAGGAGACAUUUCUUAUGGAACAUGGUAAAGAGAAAGUAUUCCUUAGUACAAGAAGAGGAUUUGUUCGCAUAGCCAUGGAGAAUGGCUAUCCCCUGGUUCCAGUUUUCUGCUUUGGUCAGUCAAAUGUUUAUAAGUGGUGGAAGCCAAGUGGGGAGUUAUUCCUGAAGUUUGCUAGAGCUAUCAGAUUCACCCCUAUUGUCUUCUGGGGAAUGUUCGGGUCCCCUUUACCCUACAGACAUCCAAUGCACGUGGUAGUAGGUAAACCAAUAGCUCUCAAGCAAAAUCCAGAACCCACCAUGGAAGAGGUCAUUGAAGUACAUGGUCAGUAUGUUGAAGCACUAAAGGAUCUUUUUGAAAAGCACAAGGCACGGGCUGGUUUUCCUGAUCUUCAAUUGGAAAUUCUUUGAUCAGAUGAUAUUCUAUGUUCCUCCGUGCAUUGUCAUUUAUUUUUCUGUUUACUUGUGGACAAUUUAGUGAUAACAAUUUGUACGUAGUUAAAUAGUGGAAAUGACCUUUCAAAAAAAAAAAAAAAUAGUGGAAAUGAAUGGCAAUCGGAAACUUGCUUUUGAUGUUUAGCUAGUGGUCAAGCUGUUUAUACACAACGGGCUUUGCUUACAAAAACUUGAUACGUUCAUCUGAAGCUGUAGAAGUGGCAUAGUUUGUAAUCUCUGUAAAUACAUCCAUCUAAAUAAAAACGAUGAUUUAUAUA